This is a messenger RNA of Ophidiomyces ophidiicola, 1491 nucleotides long. RefSeq names its product Folylpolyglutamate synthetase (gene MET7). Gene Ontology annotation, molecular function: tetrahydrofolylpolyglutamate synthase activity; ATP binding. Gene Ontology annotation, cellular component: mitochondrion; cytoplasm; cytosol. NCBI's taxonomy places the organism in Eukaryota, Fungi, Ascomycota, Eurotiomycetes, Onygenales, Onygenaceae. Gene Ontology annotation, biological process: tetrahydrofolylpolyglutamate biosynthetic process. The record is from RefSeq and is a predicted model, not a curated record. The transcript is spliced from 5 exons. Bases 1 to 1491 code for a protein of 496 amino acids.
AUGUUCAGGGCAGUCAAAAACCCGACCUUUCACGAUGCGGUGGAAAAGUUGAAUUCCACGCAGACAGGUUUUAAAAUCGUGGAGGAACGCCGGCGUUGCCCAAGGCUGUGGGAACCUUUCGCUCUCGAGCAGAUGCGACAGUGGCUCAGGCGCAUUGGCCAUUCCACGGCCGAUCUCAACCGCCUCAAUGUCGUCCACGUUGCCGGGACGAAAGGGAAAGGAACGACGUGUGCGUAUGUCAACUCGAUACUUCACCAGUACCACAAGUCGGUAGGGCGGCCCCAUAAAAUCGGACUGUACACUUCUCCCCACCUAGUUACGGUCCGUGAGAGAAUUGGGAUCAAUUCUGAGCCCAUUUCUGAAGAGCAAUUCACCAAAUAUUUUUUCGAGGUAUGGGAUGCCCUCGAAUCAUCGGCCCUCGUCGAAGGCCACGAUCCUGCCUUCAAGCCGCCAUAUUUUCGGUUUUUGACGCUGAUGUCAUUUCACGUAUUUCUAAGAGAGGGAGUUGAUGCCGCCAUCUAUGAAGUUGGUGUUGGCGGUGAAUAUGACGCUACGAAUAUUAUCGAAAAACCUGCUGUAGCCGGCAUUACGACCCUUGGAUUUGACCAUGUGGAAUUGCUCGGCGAUACGAUCGACAAAAUAGCAUGGCAUAAAGCCGGAAUUAUCAAGAGUGGAUGUCCUGCUUUUACCGUGGACCAAGUACCCGAAGCCAUGACAGUCGUUGAGCAGAGAGCGGCAGAGAACAAUAUCCCACUCACUUCAGUCAAAGCCGGCCCUAUGCUUAUGAAUGUCAACAUCAGCCCCGCAGAGGAUUUUCAAAGGAACAAUGCCUCUCUAGCUAUUUCCCUUGCGGCGACCCUUUUGAAGAAGCUAGGCAUUAUGUGUAGUUCUGAUCUGGAGCCACUUCCUAUGCAGUUCGUUCAAGGCCUUGAGAAUCUAUCGUUGAGAGGGAGAUGUGAAAUUAUUCAACAUGAUCGGCAACAUUGGUAUCUUGAUGGCGCUCACACAGAACAGAGCUUAGAAGCAGCCUGCUCAUGGUUCGGGAAGAUUUCACAAACAAAAAAUGCAACUCGUGUGCUCAUUUUCAAUCAGCAGUCAGCCCGGGAUAGCUUUGCACUGUUGAAAACGGUUCAUCAUACUUUAUAUGAUAAACUCAAGCUCCCUUUUCAACAUGUUAUUUUUUGUACAAAUAUCACAUUUAGAAGGAAAGGGUACAAAGUUGACUUUGACAACCAUAAUGUAGACCCAGAUGCUCUGCGGAAUCUUACAUUACAGCGACAGUUAGCAGAGGUCUGGAGAGAGCUCGAUCCAACUUCGAUAGAGGUGGCUGCACUCAGCUCUAUUGAAGAAGCUAUUGAUUAUGUGAGUAAGAUUGAUGAUGGAUCAGGAGAGGUUCAAACCUUGAUUACAGGAAGUUUUCACCUUGUUGGCGGCGCGAUUUCAAUUCUAGAAAGUUGGAAUCUCAGCCCUAAUAAUACUAGAGCUAAGUAG